AUGGAUUCAAGGGCAUUGACGGUGGUUGCCGAGGAGUCAAGCAGUAGAGAGCACGUGGGAGGUAUUGGGUACGUCAGUGAAGUGAGCGGUUACAUGGCGUCAGUUGGUGUGGCGAGCGGAGACCGCACAAAUGCGAUCUUGUAUCCAGAAGCGACGCGUGAGAGUUGCGAGCCAAUCAGGAGUGACCAAAGAUCGCAACACGAACCCAACGUGCAGAGGAAAAGCGACGAGAAGACGGAGAGCGGUGAGACUUCGAGAUUUGCGCAGGAGAGCAGUAGCAGAUUGAAUCUCACUUCGAGAUUUGCGCGGUCGAGCACAGAGGCGAAGUAACUGCGAGUACGGAGAAGUGCGAGGUAGUGAGUAGGGUGCACGAAGCGGUCAGAGGACCAACACGAGAAGAGAGAAGGAGAAGAGAGAGAAGAGGUGCGAUUGGACGGACGAUCAGUCGUCAGUGCAUUGGUGGACGCGUGGGGCAACGACAGCGACGGGCGACGAGACCAGGAGGAGAGGACCCUCCGAGUUACUGUGUGGCUGCGAGCCGUAGGGUAGGCGCCAGAGGCGUAAUCCAAGUGGCUUUAGUAAGCGAGGUUUAGUGGGACCCGAAUCGUCGGUGCUUUGCGUGGACAGAGUUGUGCUGGGGGUGGAUUAGAAGGACAGGAGCACGGAGAGUGGGCGCUCGAUAAGUUACGGACGCGUGGCGAGUCGGAAGCGUAAGAGUGAGACUGAGUAGCGGUGUAUUCCGGGAAAGAAGGCCCAGAGAAGAACCGUGGCAAUAGGUCGAGAGUUGAGAGGGUGAGUCAGGUGAGUGAAAGGCACGCCACCGAGAGCGAGUUCGCGGCUGCUAGUCACAACAGGCCAGAGUCACAAGAGUUGAGGAGAGAAGUAAAUAAAAUAGGGACGAGAGUCCCGGCACCUUUGCGAGGGGCC
Messenger RNA from Phytophthora infestans T30-4, 927 nucleotides. RefSeq lists its product as uncharacterized. Bases 1 to 330 code for a protein of 109 amino acids. Lineage: Eukaryota; Oomycota; Peronosporomycetes; Peronosporales; Peronosporaceae. The transcript is spliced from 2 exons. The record is from RefSeq and is a predicted model, not a curated record.